This is a messenger RNA of Symbiodinium sp. CCMP2456, 597 nucleotides long. NCBI's taxonomy places the organism in Eukaryota, Dinophyceae, Suessiales, Symbiodiniaceae. The record is from the annotation of a GenBank genome assembly.
AUGCGCCCGACAUGGUGUCUCCGGACAGUCAGGUGGUCUUGUCAUGUAGCGGCGACGAGAGCCGCACAACUCGUCCCCUUCCUGCUUCUGGAGCAGGGAAUUGGCGACGAGCAUGUGGCAGAGGCCACGAUUGAGAAGGCAUUGAUCCAGGCCUUCGAGAAGGCCGAUGCUGAUUUGAGCCGCCACGCAGACAGCGGCUGCACUGCGGUGGGGGCACUGUGGAAGGGCAGUAGCGUCUGGAUAGCCAGCGCUGGAGACAGCCGAUGCGUCCUCCUGGAAGACAAUCAGGUGGUCUUUGCAACAACAGACCACAAGCCAAGCUGCGCCAAGGAGAAGGCUCGCGUGGAGGGCAGCGGGGGCGAGGUCCGUGUGGAGGAGCAGGUGCCGCGUGUUUAUGCCGCCGGCCAGCGCGGGCCGGGACUGGGGGUGACGCGGGCGUUGGGCGACGCCGCCGCCAAGUCUUGUGGAAUCAUCGCCACACCGCAGGUACACUAUCUACGCCUUGAUGCGAGCAAACAGGCGAAAGCCGUGUUAGCGAGCGACGGCAUCUGGGAGGUGGUGGAGCAAAAGGACUUGCCCUCUCUGAUGCUGGAUGGC